GGGGGGGGGUGGGGGGGGGGUACUGUCAUGCCCUGUCCUUAGUUAUCUUUGUUUUCUUUAUUAUUUUAGUUAGGUCAGGGUGUGACAUGGGGGAUGUUUGUGUGUUUUUGUCUCGUCUAGGGUGUUUGUAUUGUCUAGUGGGUGUUUGUAGAGUUCAUGGGGUUGUGUUCAUUGUAGGUGUUUAUGUAAGUCUAUGGUUGCCUAGAUUGGUUCUCAAUUAGAGACAGCUGUCUAUCGUUGUCUCUGAUUGGGAGCCAUAUUUAGGCAGCCAUAGUCAUUAGGUAGGUUGUGGGUGAUUGUCUAUGUGUAAGUUGCCAGUGUCUGCACUUAUUGUUUUCACAGCUUCACGUUCGUCGGUUUGUUGUUUUGAUUAGUUUGUAUAGUGUUUGUUUCGUUUUCGUCUUCGUCUUCAUUAAAGAAGAAUGUAUUGUUAUCACGCUGCGCCUUGGUCCUCGUCACUUAAAUGUUACGACGAACGUGACACUUGCACUCACUCAGUAGUUGACAGGAAGGAUAUGUAAUGGCUUGACAUACAUCACUUAACUUGACUUAAACAACUUGAUCCAUCUCCGGUUUAUUUUACUGACACUGCAAGUUCCUGGACAGUGAUGUUGAAGGAGGAUAUGGAAGAUGAGGCUCACUCCAUGCCUUAAAGGGGCAAUCUGCAGUUGCUAUAUACUUAUACAUAAAUUAUAUGUAUCCAUUAAUUCUUAAAGAAUAUAUCUUAGAAUUUCUUCAUGAGCUUAGUUCAAAUGGAAUACCCCAUCAGAACCCAAAAUAUAAGCUUGUUUUACUCCAGUGUUUGUAAACAAAGUGUAAAUGUAAAUAAACACUAUAUAUCCUCAAAAUUUUGAUAUCAUGGAUGGUCAGUCUUGCAUCCAUAGUUCUGUCUAUGAAUUUAAGAGUGGUUACAAUUCUCCAGCCACAUCCCUCAACUUUGGCCAAAACAGGAAUCGGGGAGUUCUCUUUUAUUUUUUUAAUGGCUUCAACUGCUGAUUGCCGCUUUAAGAUCAAAGGUCAAACUGUGCACAAGAAGGCCCAAGCAAGACGAAGGUUGGUCAGAUCAACAAUUCUGUGUAAUAUGUGCCUUUUAUUCUAGGUUAGUGACCUAGAUAAUUUUGAGGCAACAGUUUUACUGAUAUGUUUGUCGUUUCCAUGUAAUGUGUGAAAAUAAAAAUGCUUUUGACUUGUGCAUUUCUGAAGAUGAGAAACAUUUAAGAUAAUUUGAACUAAUUGAAGUAUAUGUAUAAUUGUUAUAUUGAAUUUCUAUUAAUAAAGACCAUUCUACUUUAAAAUUGGAAUACACAUCCGUUUAACAUUCACAGACCCCAUUGACGGCACAAAUGAGUAGCUUCUGAGAAUGCAUUUCUUAAAGACAACAGCCUAAUCGAGCAGAUUCCCUUGAUGCGAUUUCAGACAAUCAUCUAUUGCAACCCCUUUUGAUCAUGAAACGUCUAGGCCUCCUCAGACAGGGGGGGCACACGUCAGACCACAAUCAUACGACCUUUGAAACGUCAACAUGGAGAGAACACAUAAGUGAUCAAUACGGUGAAAAUGAAGGCAACAUGAAAACCAUCUGAAGAGUUUCGUGUUGCGGAGGAAAGGAUACUAAUACGUCCUACUUGGUCCUGUGUUUCUAAUCAAUAGCAAUAUCACUGUACAUUUUGGAUCGAAGUUUCUAGCAUUGGUGGAUUAACAAAUACUUGGGCGGAUCGUGCCAGCCAGAAAAAACGAACAAAUGUCAACGUCUCCCUCAAACUGGCUAGCGUGGAUCCCGGUGUGGCUGCCAUUUGACUCCAACCCUUUCGAUUGUGUAUUGCAAGGUCUGGUUGGUGCAUGUGGAAUAUCAGUGUUCUAUAAUCUCAUGAGAGUUCACCUACUCUUUCAGUCAAUCAGCAGUGGUUCUGGAUGUAAUGAGGACAGUAAAGACAAGGGAAGGUCAGAGUCUUCGCCUGCAGCAGGGAACAAGCCGUUGGGGGGACAUGGGUUGAGUGGUGUGCUGCAGUUUUGGUUCCUGACUGGCCUCCUGUCUCUGGUCGGCCCCCGGGUCUCCUCCCUAGUGGUCCUGGAGUUCUCCCUCAGGGCCGUCGCUGCCUGGAUCACUGCAGGACCGGAUAUCCUCCCAGGCAGCACCAAGCUCAUGCUGGUCCAGUGCCAGUUUUCUCUAGGCUGUGCUCUGAGCUGCAGUCUCCACUUCCUCCAGGAGGGGGCUCCCCAUCGCUCCCUCAGCCUCCUGCUGGCGGCUGGCCUCAGCUGGCUGCUGGCGGGUCACUGCCACCUUCUCUGGGGCCACGUCUCCAGGCUCUACCACCUACACAGCUCCCAGCGCUACUGUGGGGUCUGCAUCACCCUUCUGAACUCCGGCCACUCCCUGCUUCCCUCGCUGCAGAGAGCCGUGCUCCUGGCCUUUGCCGUGGCCGGCAUGGCCAGCCUCGCCAACGUGCACCACCAAUUCCUGUCCGAGGCGGAGUCUCUGAGGUUCUGGACACCACUGACCAUCUGCUACACCCUGUUGGUGGUCUACGUCCAAGAGGAGCGGAAUCGACGCCCUGGUAGUGAGGCCUUGCUGCACACGGUGGCUUUGCGUCUGGGAGCCCUGCUGGUGCUCAUGCUGAUGGUGGGCCGCUGGACCGACAUGCUCCACAUCCUCAUCACCUUCCUGGGGGAAUUUGUCUGUCUGUUGCCUUCUCAGGACCUCCUCCGAGCCCUGCCCCAGGGACGGCGAAAACAUUUCACAGGGGUGGAAGCAGAAGAAGACAUUCCCAGCAGAUCUGCCCGGCACUCCAGCAGCACACAGCAGCACAUGUCACCAAGGAGAAGCCUGUGCUCCAUAUCAUCAGACAGAGACACACAGAGAGACUAUCAGGCUGCAGAAUACCACAACACAGACCAGUCCUUGUUUCAUUCUACCUCAGAUAGAGAAAAAUAACUAUUACAUCAAACACAGCUAUCUACUGGCCUGUCUCACUCAGUGAUAUGUUGAAAUCCAACAAUGUCCCCAUUUAUACAGACAUAUUCAUCUUUGAUACUGUUUUGUCCAAUAGACGUACACAAUUUUUGUCAUAAAUAUUAGCAAUAUUAAAAUAUGAAUGGUUGUUUAUGACCUUGUUAUGACACUGUGUGGUUUGGACCAGUGAAGGGAGACCUAAACUUGCUUACACAAGGGCACUGAUCUGUUGUUUCUUUCCUCUGUCUUCUCUUGAAUUAUUAACCAGUCUAUUACCACAGUGACAAGGAUGUGGUUGCUAGAGCCACAAAUAUACAGUUUGUUCUCUGGCUAAGUGGCUUAUAUAACACUCUAACUUUAUGGUAUAGAUUUGAGCUGUAGCUAGGAGUUGUAGUCUAUUUAGCUUUACCAGAUGUCCUGAGUUGACUAUUCAAAAUAUAACAAUUGUGAUGAUCAUUUCUAUUAUUUAAGAGGGGUGAGUAUACAGUGAAAGAUAGAAGGUGGUAAGGAAGUGGUUGAGUGGUAAGUAAAAUGGGGGAAUGAUGAGAAGGAGAGGGUUGAAGAUGGGGAUGAACUCAAAGACCAGAGGGAGAGGUGUGUGGUAACUGUUGUCUCUACUGGGUGUACCUUGUCCCUUCAAAAAGUAGUCAUCAGCACACCCAGUUGCGCAAUCCUAGUAGAUUUACAUUUUAGUCAUUUAGCAGAUGUUCUUGUCCUGGGCAACUUACAGUCAAACAGGAAGUACAGACAGGAAUCAUGCUUUAUCAACCAAACGAAAGAGAAAUUAGACCAUUAUUUGGUUAAUGAUGCCAGCGUUAUGUCUAGGGUUUUAAAUAGUUGCGAAUAAAACCAGAUUAAAGUUGAGAACAGCUUUUUAUAUGUGGCCAGGGCCACACAAAUGGUUUCUAAAAUGCAAAUCAUGCCUACAUGCCUUUUCUGUCCUUUUACAAACACACUUGUUGUGAAAUGUUCAUCAUCAUCCUGUUUGUGUUUCCCUUGGAGUCACCCUAUUUGUACUGAAUAAACCAAAAGGCGAUUUAUUUCAAAGGGAUGUAACAUUAUGUGCUGUUUCCCUACAAUGGCCAUCUCUUCUCUUACAGAAAUAUUAGAGUUGUGUUGUCAGUUUCCCCAUUUCUGCAUCUGGGUUCUUGAUGAAGGGAAGUUGUGGGGGAGGGGCCUAGAUUUUAGGGGCUGAUGUCAUAACAGGGUAUGCCCUCCUGCAGCUGUGACAUCACCACAGAGUAGCAUUCCAUUUGUCAGACACUGGAACAACACAGACCCCCUGACCCAGCUCCCAUUCUGGUAGCUCUUCUCUCUCUCUCUCUCUCUCUCUCUCUCUCUCAAUUCAAUUUCAAUUCAAGGGGCUUUAUUGGCAUGGGAAACAUGUGUUAACAUUGCCAAAGCAAGUGAGGUAGAUAUUAUACAAAAGUGAAAUAAACAAUACAAAUUAACAGUAAACAUUACACAUACAGAAGUUUCAAAACAAUAAAGACAUUACAAAGGUUAUAUUAUAUAUAUACAGUGUUGUAACAAUGUACAAAUGGUUAAAGCACACAAGUUAAAAUAAAUAAGCAUAAAUAUGG
Messenger RNA from Salvelinus fontinalis (brook trout), 4530 nucleotides. Its product is annotated as transmembrane protein 82-like. The coding region runs from base 1739 to 2929 and encodes 396 amino acids. Lineage: Eukaryota; Metazoa; Chordata; Actinopteri; Salmoniformes; Salmonidae. The transcript has 7 exons. The record is from RefSeq and is a predicted model, not a curated record.